CACGGCGCCGUUCAUAAAGGCGAAAUAGACCUACCAAAGUGUGUAGUUUCUGUGCUUCCAAAGGGUUCACAGUUUUAUACUCAAACAUCCGGUGACGUGACAUAUUUGUUCCAACAGUUAAAUUUGUACCGGGCGCUAUUGCGCAAAAACACCUAUAACGGCGUGGCAAGACUGGCACAGUUAGUUCAUUCAUUUAUAUGCAUUCAUACUAAUUGGAAGACCUCCCGGCGGGAUGCUUAUUCGCUUGCAGUAGAUCAAGCGUGAAGAAAAGAAAAAAAGGAAUCGGAUUAAAUGUUAUGAAAGUUUCCAGCGCUCCUAUAGUUGUAUGUUUUAAACUGCAAGUUGGUCAUUGCUGUAAAUAUUUCAUACAAUGUCAAAAUCUGUUCUUCAAGCAGUAGGUUGGGUAUUUUCCUUGGGGUGUUGUGGCGCUACUAUUGGUGUCACUUUGUCGCAUAAAUGGAAGAAGAAUACUGUGGAAGGAAUUCAUCAUUCAGUGUUAGAUUCUGUGUCAAAUGUCGCAGGGCUUUGGGACUUUUGCCAGGUUUUUCCUUCAGGCCAAACUCAGUGUUGGCCGAUUGCCGCUACAUCUGUUCCAGCGCUUCUACUUUUCUGUCGCAUUCUGAUGAUAUUUGGCAUACUGUUGGGGUGCGUGGCUGGAUUUUUGACAAUCUGUUCCUUCAAAUGCACAACUCUUGGACCAGAAGCACGACACGCGAGAGAAAAACUUUCCUUGUAUUGUGGGUUGAUGAACUUGUUGUCGGGAAUCUGCGUCGUGGUAGCGACCUCUAGCUACAUUUAUGAAACACUGAACACGCCACCUAGUGUCGACCCAAGAGGUCAAUCUGUGAUGAACGAAGUUAGCGAAGCGGCUCAGAUAUCUUUGGCGUUCAGUAUAAUAUGGUGCCUUGCGUCGGUCGUUAUGAUAGCUGGUUCAACAACUACAGCAGAACCAAAAGUAAAAUAUCAUUACCCAACCAAACCGAUUCCAAUGCAAGAAUAUGUAUAAAUAAAGCUGGGUAUAACUCCUUAUAUCGCCAAUACAUAAACGGUUGCGACAGCACGACGCUGAACAUUUUCAAAAUCGUUUCAUUUUUGACGUUUGUCUAUAACGUGGCUAAAAAAACUUGACGCAAUAAAGAAACGUGUAGCCAUA
Molecule: messenger RNA, 1153 nt
Organism: Ciona intestinalis (vase tunicate)
Lineage: Eukaryota; Metazoa; Chordata; Ascidiacea; Phlebobranchia; Cionidae
Source: RefSeq, a predicted model, not a curated record